Bactrocera dorsalis (oriental fruit fly) is the source of this 1559-nucleotide messenger RNA. Its product is annotated as antigen 5 like allergen Cul n 1. The coding region runs from base 130 to 942 and encodes 270 amino acids. The transcript is spliced from 3 exons. NCBI's taxonomy places the organism in Eukaryota, Metazoa, Arthropoda, Insecta, Diptera, Tephritidae. The record is from RefSeq and is a predicted model, not a curated record.
CUACUUACACAUUCUCCAUGAAAUUGUAAUCUAAUUUGAAGUGAAAUAUUAAAUUAUUUUGUAUUUGUAAGUUUUAAUAUUGUAUAAUUUCAAUUAUUUAUACGCGUGCAAAACCAUCAGUAUAAUAGUAUGAUAAAUGUUCUAAACAUUGGCUUUUAUUUUGUCGCUUUUUCGAUAUGGUCAUGCGUUUCCGUCAAUGCUUAUUAUUAUUGUGAUAAGCAAAAGGAGUUGUGUGGCACUAGUAAGCAUUUUAUGUGUAAUCAGGAUGAUGUGCCUAGGGCAGGGGAACUCCUUGGACUUUUGCCAUUGACAGACAAAAUAAAGCGUAUGUAUGUCGAUCGACACAAUGAGUACCGUAACAAACUAGCAGGGGGUGAACAAGCUUUCAAAGGAGGUGAAAAAUUUCCUAAAGCCACGCGCAUGCGUGAAAUAAUUUGGGAUGGCGAGUUAGCGUAUAUUGCUGGACACCAUGCAAAACGUUGUAAUAUGAAGCAUGACGCCUGUCGUGCUACUGAGCGAUUUCCAGGCUCCGGUCAAAAUCUCCAUAUAAUGGGCACAAGUGUAAAGCCAAAAACGGUAGCAAAUGUGGUAGUGCAGGCGGUGGAUGAUUGGUGGAGCGAAUAUUUAUUGGUGACUGAUGGAAAUAAAAUGGUAGAAGAAUUUCCACAAGGCGUUGCAGACUGGCAUGCUAUCGGCCACUUUUCUGCCAUUGCAAACGAACGUGCAGCUUUCGUCGGGUGUGGUCUGGCGCUAUGUCAAAACUGUUCGUUUGGAUCUUAUUGUAUUGAGGUUACCUGUAAUUACUCAAAAACUAAUGUAGCAGGCACAUUCAUGUACAAGAAAGGCAAUUCAUCAGCCUCCGAGUGUGAUCAUUAUGAAAGUGUCCAGAGUAGUAAAUAUCCUCAUCUUUGUGAAAAUACCGGGAAAAUAUUUAAAGAAUAGACUGAUUUGCAGAUUUUGGUUGUGGUAAUAAAAUACGAGUACCUUAUUUAAAACGCAAAAUAUUUAAUUAUCCAUCAAAAUACAAGUACAUAUAUAUGUUUUCGUCUUCAAAGUGAUCUCCACCAGAUGUAAUACACUUAUGUCAACGAUUUUUCUAGUCCUCGAAACACUUUUCAUAAGCGCUUUUUGGGGUAGCCUUCAGAUCCUUUAGUGAACUUUGUUUUAUCUCCUCGUUUGUUGACUUUUUUGAAUCUCAAACUCAUAAACUUACCUGAUAGGCAGGUAUAAUACUCUCAAUGAAUGUAAGAUUGGAAUUCGGACGAACAAGCAUGUCCAAGAAGACCUGUUUACGAUACUCCAAAACACGAACAUCAUGCGAACGAGCUCACGAGAGAUGUGGAACUCUCUUACCAUCUCUCUAAAACUUGCCUGACGAUUUUCAAUAUUUUUAUUAGUUGAUGCUGAAUCACCGUAAGCCUUUUCCAACAUUCGCUACGAUUCCGAACUUGAAAUUUGGUUAGAAAUACAAAAUUUUAUAUAAAUUCUUUGUUCUGUGUGAUUAAACAUACUGGUUGUGUAAUUGUAUUCAAACAUUUGUAUGCUGCAGCAAAAAUUAU